Strongyloides ratti is the source of this 2208-nucleotide messenger RNA. Its product is annotated as NEDD4-like E3 ubiquitin-protein ligase WWP2. The transcript has 3 exons. Gene Ontology annotation, biological process: ubiquitin-dependent protein catabolic process. The coding region runs from base 1 to 2208 and encodes 735 amino acids. Gene Ontology annotation, molecular function: ubiquitin protein ligase activity; protein binding. Lineage: Eukaryota; Metazoa; Nematoda; Chromadorea; Rhabditida; Strongyloididae. The record is from RefSeq and is a predicted model, not a curated record.
AUGCCAGGAAGUGGUCAAUCAGUUUCUAAUGGAAAUGCUAGAGGUAUCUUUACGAAAGCUCCUGACACGUAUAUAAAUAUUACAAGUGAUGGAGAUGAUGCAGGGAAGUCAACUAGCUUACAAUUUAAGAAUAUGAAUCCUGUUUGGGAUGAGUCUUUUCAAUUUAAUUUAACAGAUACAUCAAUAUUAACAUUUAAAUUGAUAGGACGUAAUAAAAAAGGUGAUGAAGAUAUUAUAGCACGAAAAGCUAUAAAUGUAUCUUCACUUAUCAAAAAAGAUAGCGAUAAUGGAAAAUUUAAUGAUUUAAAAAAAACAAUUAAUCUUGUAAGUGAUAGAGAUAAUCGUUCUGCAGAUAUUAAAGUUUUAUUAAAUGGACAAAUUGUUAAAAGAAGGAGAAGUGAAACUGCCAUAGUUAAUGGUGAAUUACCUAGUACUAGUAUAACUCGAAGAAAUGGAAAUUUAACAUCAACUGAUACAUCAUAUAGAAGUAUUAUUGAAGAGGAACCUUUACCUGAAGGAUGGGAGGUAAGAGUUAAUGGUGCAGGAAGAAAAUAUUAUGUUGAUCAUACUACAAAAAGUACAACAUGGGAAAGACCAUCAAAUAAACCGUUACCAGAAGGAUGGGAAAUGAGAAGAGAUCCAAGGGGAAGAGUUUAUUAUGUUGAUCAUAAUAGUAAAAGUACUACAUGGCAACGACCUACAGAUGAAAUAAUUGCUGCCCAUCAACAAUGGCAAAACAAUAGAGAUAAUGCUGUUAUUUCUAUGACAGAUAGAUUUCUUCAUAAUGAUGAUCCAUUAGGACCUUUACCAGAUGGUUGGGCUAAAAGAGAAGAUCCAACUUCUGGAAGACCAUAUUUUGUUAAUCAUAUUAAUAAAACAACACAAUGGGAAGAUCCUAGAACUCAAGGAAUUUUAGAUAGACCUUUACCUCAAGGUUGGGAAAUGAGAUUUACUAAAGAUGGUGUUCCAUUCUUUAUUGAUCAUAAUAGAAAAGUAACACAAUAUGAAGACCCUAGAACUGGAAGAACUAUUGCACCUGUAUACAUUCAAGGUCUUCAUAUGAAUAAUGAUCGUACAUUUAAAUGGAAAUUAGCACAAUUUAGAUAUUUAUGUUUAUCAAAUGGUGUACCAAAUCAUGUUAAAAUUACUGUCAAUAGAAAUAACUUAUUUGAAGAAUCUUUUUCUGAAAUAAUGCGCAAAAAUGCUGUUGAUUUAAGAAGACGUUUAUAUAUUCAAUUUCGUGGAGAAGAAGGUCUUGAUUAUGGAGGUAUUGCUCGUGAAUGGUUCUUUUUAUUGUCACAUGAAGUACUUAAUCCAAUGUAUUGUUUAUUUGAAUAUGCUGGAGGAAGUAAUUAUAGUUUACAAAUUAAUCCAGCAUCAUUUGUUAAUCCUGAUCAUCUAAAGUAUUUUGAAUUUAUUGGUAGAUUUAUAGCUAUGGCUUUAUUUCAUGGAAAAUUUAUUUACUCUGGUUUUACAUUACCUUUCUAUAAAAAAAUGUUAGAUAAAAAAAUUACUGUAAAUGAUUUAGAAAGUGUAGAUGCUGAGUAUUAUAAUUCUUUAAUGUGGAUUAAAGAUAAUAAUAUUGAUGAAUGUGAUAUGGAAUUGUAUUUUGUUGUAGAUUAUGAAUUAUUAGGAGAAAUAAAAACAUAUGAAUUAAAAGAAGGAGGAAAAGAUAUUCCAGUUAAUGAAAGUAACAAGGAAGAAUAUCUUGAAUUAAUUGUUGAAUGGAGAUUUAAUCGUGGUAUUGAACCACAAACAAAAGCCUUUUUCACAGGAUUUUCAUCUGUAUUUCCUUUACAAUGGCUUCAUUACUUUGAUGAAAGAGAACUUGAAAUAUUAUUAUGUGGUAUGCAAGAAAUUGAUGUUGAUGAUUGGCAACGUAACACAGUCUAUAGACAUUAUGCCCCACAAAGUAAACAAGUAUUAUGGUUCUGGCAAUUUGUUAAAUCUUUAGAUCAAGUUGGUCGAUCAAAAUUGUUACAGUUUGUUACAGGAACAUGUCGUGUACCAGUUGGAGGUUUUUCUGAAUUAAUAGGUUCAACUGGACCACAACCAUUUUGUAUUGAAAGAGUUGGUAAAGAAAACUGGUUACCACGCUCACAUACUUGUUUUAAUCGUCUUGAUUUGCCUCCAUACCGUUCAUAUGAACAGUUAGUUGAUAAAUUGACUAGCGCCAUUGAAAUGACAGAAGGAUUUGGAAAUGAAUAA